AUGAAUGCCUUCCUGAGCGAAAGGUAUCGGACAUUGGAAGCCAUCGAAGAUAUGAAACCGACUCAGGCAGUUCCAAAAAGGCUUCAAUCCUUCGAGACAAAGGUCAGCACCAAACAGAAAGGGUGUGACUUAUGUUCUAAGGAGAACCAUCCGCAACCUCCGAGACCCUCCAGCAGAAAUGAAUCGGCAAGCACCUCAGCGGUGCAAACUUUUUUCGCGUCCGGCACUUCAGCCGUCCUACUGAGCACAGCGAUCAUUGACGUGUGCCAUUUGGGGACGAACUACCGAGCCCGAGCCUUAAUCGACUCGGGAUCCGAGGCGACGUUCAUUUCAGAACGCCUGUUCAACCUCAUCAAGUUGCCAUUCCGCAACACCCAGACCCAAGUCUCCGGGUUAAAUCAUUCGGUCUCCGCGAAAUCCUCGAAGCUGUGUCACUUCGGGAUUCGCUCUCCUACUAAGCCAGGUCUACAGUUAGACACUGAAGCGUACCUCCUUCCGGAGCUCUCAGGCAAACUGCCCUCCUAUCCUAUCCCUCGGAAUUCUUUGAAGGACCUGCCCGCACUCCACUGGGCAGAUCCUACCUUUUUUGAGAGCUCUCAAAUUGAUGUACUGAUCGGGGCUGACAUUCUACCAUCCAUAAUGAUGGAUGGCACCCGACAAAAUAUUUGCGGCUCGCUCCUGGGCCAAGAAACUAUUUUCGGCAAGUUCUGGGAGGUGGAGGAUCUACCAGUAAAGAUGGUAAAAGAGUCGGACUCCUAUUGUGAAAGGAACUUCCUCCAAACAACAACAAAAGACGCAAGCGGGAGGUACGUGGUGACGGUCCCGUUCCGGGACCCCGAGAAUACCGGAUCCGAUUUAGGAUAUUCAAGGUCCAUUGCGUUAGCUCAGUUUCUUAGAAACGAAAAUCGUUUAAAAAGAGACUUUCCCUUAAAAGAGCAAUAUGACAGCGUGAUCCAGGAGUACCUGGAUCUGGUUACCUUCGGGGUCAACUGCGCCCCCUUCCACGCCAUUCGAGUCUUGCAACAGCUGGCAGAGGAUAUCCAAGUGCCAUUUCCAAAUGCCAGCCGCAUCAUCCAGCAGCACAUGUACGUCGACGACGUUCUGGCAGGGGCGAAUUCCGUAAACGAAGCCCGAAGUUCGAUUCGAGAGUUGCAAGCAGCCCUAAGUGCCUCCGGGUUUCCGCUAAGAAAGUGGACCUCGAACAACAAAAGCGUCCUUAAAGACGUCCCGGUCGAAAACCUCCUUCAUAGCGAGUUCCUCGACAUCGAUGCCGAAAGCACGGCCAAGACGCUCGGUAUUCGGUGGAGGGCAAGGUCCGACGAAUUCUAUUUCGUUCCCCCCGAAAUAGUUGUGGAACCCUCCUAUACAAAGCGAGAAGUUUUGUCCCAAAUCGCUAGGUUGUUCGAUCCUGCCGGGUGGCUCGCGCCGUUCAUAAUCCGUUCAAAAAUGUUCAUGCAGGAGAUUUGGUUGCAGAACUUAGGCUGGGACGAUAAGCUUCCCACUGAAAUGAGUCAGCGGUGGCAAUCGAUUUUAGAGGAGUAUUCCGACCUCAACCAGAUCCGCGUUCCGAGAUGGAUCUGGUACCAGCCUGAGGUAAUCAUAGAGCACCACGGUUUCCGUGACGCGUCUCAGAGAGCCUAUGGAGCGGCUAUAUACAUCAGUGUCGAGAUGGGGCAAAAGAUCCUGACUCGCCUGCUUACAGCCAAAACACGAGUGGCCCCGGUAAAAACCGUCUCACUUCCUCGGCUAGAGCUCUGUAGUGCCGUGCUGUUAACCGAAAUGGUGACAGCAAUCCUUCCGCACAUGCCCUCCGCCAGUUCAGAUAUCCGCUGCUGGACAGAUUCCACAAUCGUCUUAGCCUGGCUACGAAAGCCUGCGUGCAACUGGACCACAUUUGUGGCCAACAGAGUUGCCAAGAUCACGCAGGCGACGCCAGUCGACUGUUGGGCACACGUUCGCUCAGAACAAAACUCCGCCGAUCUAUCCAGUCGAGGCGUAUCCCUACAUGAAUUGGCAGAAAACCAUCUCUGGUGGCACGGACCAGAGUGGCUGCAAGGGCCACGAGAGCUAUGGCCAGCACAAAGCGACACUCUUCCAGUGACAGAGCUAGAGCAGCGCGCGGUCAAAGUGCAUUUUGUCAAGGCCCCGUCCAUCGACUUUCUCGAACGUUUCUCCAAAUUGGACAAGUCCCUGCGAGUUCUGGUCUAUGUUCAACGCUUCCUUAAACGCUGCCGCAAAGGUUCGUUCUUGCCCAAUUCACGCCCUACAAGUGAAGAGAUCCGAGAGGCAGAACGAACUCUGACCUCCAUUGCGCAGCGCAGAGCAUAUGGCCAAGAGCUUCAGCAUCUGACCGAGAAAAGGCCUCUUCCAGUGUCAAGUCCUUUGGUGAAUUUGUUCCCGUUCAUUGACCAACACGGCCUUUUAAGGGCGUGCGGCCGUCUCACUGCCUCCAAAACCCUGCAAUAUGAUGAACGUCAUCCGAUUAUUCUCCCCUAUGACUGUAGACUGUCGCGCCUCAUCGUCCAAUUUACUGACCAGAUUACCCUUCAUGGCGGUAGUCAAUUGAUCGUACGCCUGAUCCGAUCGAAGUAUUGGAUUCCUAAAAUCAAGAAUCUGGUGAAGGCUGUGGUCAAUCCGUGUAAGAUUUGCACGAUUUACAAGAAGAGACUCCAAACACAGCUGAUGGGCGAUUUCCCGACAGAUAGAGUCUCCUUCUCGAGAGCGUUCACCUACACGGGUAUCGACGAGAGAGUCCUCCGUUCCUAG
Messenger RNA from Drosophila santomea, 2766 nucleotides. RefSeq lists its product as uncharacterized. Lineage: Eukaryota; Metazoa; Arthropoda; Insecta; Diptera; Drosophilidae. Bases 1 to 2766 code for a protein of 921 amino acids. The transcript has 4 exons. The record is from RefSeq and is a predicted model, not a curated record. Gene Ontology annotation, biological process: proteolysis. Gene Ontology annotation, molecular function: aspartic-type endopeptidase activity.